Entelurus aequoreus (snake pipefish) is the source of this 3485-nucleotide messenger RNA. It is a transcript of the gene eva1bb, whose product is annotated as eva-1 homolog Bb (C. elegans). NCBI's taxonomy places the organism in Eukaryota, Metazoa, Chordata, Actinopteri, Syngnathiformes, Syngnathidae. The transcript has 3 exons. The record is from RefSeq and is a predicted model, not a curated record. The coding region runs from base 358 to 846 and encodes 162 amino acids.
ACCCUCCCAGUGAACAGACCUGUGGUGUGUUUGCGAGCAGCAGCGGACACAUCACCUCAGUCUGGUCAGCCGGCAGGACGCAGGAUUUGGAAGUGACUUUAGCCUGCAGGAAACGCAUGAAGAGGAGGAGGAGGAAGAGCGUCACUGUCAUCAGGAGACGAUGAGGGGGACGUGAGGACAUCUCAUCUUCUCACCGCGCUCCUGUGGAAACAUGACAUUUUAAUUAGUCAAACCUCUAAAUCUUCAGUGGGACUAUUUUUGUAGGAGAGACCCCCACCCAGGACCAGGGAGUAGAUUUUCAGCGUGUGAAGAAAGUACCUGGAGAUGGUAGCGACUUGAAGGCACAGCUGAAGCAGCAUGGAGCCUAUUAAGAAAGACAUGGAUCUGCUGAGUAACAGCAUGGCGACAUAUGCUUACAUCAAAGCCUACCCAGAGACCGUCGCCCUCAUUUUCAUGAUGGGCGUUUGUCUUGGCCUGCUCGCUGCCCUGUGCCUCCUGAUAGUCGGCCUCAACUGUGAUCCGAGGCCCCGCAGGCCUCUUCCGGCACCUCAGAGGACGCAGCUGGAGUCUCGCCAGGAGGUGGAAGAAGAGGAAGUGGGAGAUGGAAGCGUAGCGCGACAAGAGUUGUCUGAAAACCACAAACUGACCAUCAUACCGAUGGACGAGCGCAGCACGCAGUCCAACGGCAGCCUGAAGAGCGUGGACGUGUUCGCCUCAGCCGAGGAGCUGGAGAAGGCGCGGCGUCUGGAGGAGAGGGAGCGCAUCGUUAGGGAGAUAUGGAGGAACGGGCAGCCCGAUAUCCUGGUCACUGGGACUGGCACCAUUGGACGCGUCCAUUACCACUAGUCUCCAAACACGUAGAACAUUGGAACACUUGAAGUAUUUUUAUGGGGGUCUGUGGAGAACAACCAGUCUGAUAAUAAUGUUAUUACCAGAACUAGACGAGUGAAGUUGGCACGUUGUGUACUUCGUAAAUAAAAACUGAAAAAAAUGAUUUGCAAAUCCUUUUCAACUUAUAUUCAAUUGAAUAGACUGCAAAGACAAGAUAUUUAAUGUUUGAACUGAGAAACUUGUUUUUUUUUGCAAUUAAUCAUUAACUUAGAAUUUAAUGGCAGCAACACAUUGCAAAAAAGUUGGCACAGGGCCAUUUUUACCACUGCGUUACAUGGCCUUUCCUUUUAACAACACUCAGUAAACGUUUGGGACCAGCUUUUCAGGUGGAAUUGUUACCUAUUCUUGCUUGAUGUACAGCUUAAGUUGUUCAACAGUCCGGGGUCUCCGUUGUGGUAUUUUAGGCUUCAUAAUGCACCACACAUUUUCAAUGGGAGACAGGUCUGGACUGCAGGCCGGUCAGUCUAGUACCCACACUUUUUAGUUCUUUACUAUGAAGCCACGCUGUUGUAACACGUGGCUUGGCAUUGUCUUGCUGGAAUAAGCAAGACAAUGCCAAUGAUAUCGUCGCUUGGAGGGCAACAUGUUGCUCCAAAACCUGUAUGUACCUUUCAGUAUUAAUGGCGCCUUCACAGAUGUGUGUAAGUUACCCAUGCCUUGGGCACUAAUACACCCCCAUACCAUCACACAUGCUGACUUUUCAACUUUGCGCCAAUAACAAUCUGGAUGGUUCUUUUCCUCUUUGCACCGGAGGACACGACGUCCAGUUUCCAAAAACAAUUUGAAAUGUGGACUUGUCAGACCACAGAACACUUUUCCACUUUGCAUCAGUCCAUCUUAGAUGAGCUCGGGCCCAGCGAAGCCGGCAGCGUUUCUGGGUGUUGUUGAUUAAUGGCUUUCGCUUUGCAUAGUAGAGUUUUAACUUGCACUUACAGAUGUAGCGACAAACUGUAGUUACUGACAGUGGUUUUCUGAAGUGUUCCUGAGCCCAUGUGGUGAUAUCCUUGCUUUUUGAUGCAGUACCGCCUGAGGGAUCAAAGGUCCGUAAAAUCAUCGCUUACGUGCAGUGAUUUCUCCAGAUUCUCUGAACCUUUUGAUAUUACGGACCGUAGAUGGUGAAAUCCCUAAAUUCCUUGCAAUAGCUCGUUGAGAAAUGUUGUUCUUAAACAAUUAGCUCACAUGUUUGUUGACAAAGUGGUGACCCUCGCCCCAUCCUUGUUUGUGAAUGACUGAGCAUUUCACGGAAGCUGCUUUUAUACCCAAUCAUGGCACCCACCUGUUCCCAAUUAGCCUGUUCACCUUUGGGAUGUUCCAAAUAAGUGUUUGAUGAGCAUUCCUCUCAACUUCCUGUCUUUUUUGCCACUUGUGCCAGCUUUUUUGAAACAUGUUGCAGACAUCAAAUUCCAAAUGAGCUAAUAUUUGCAAAAAAUAAUGUUUUCCAGUUCGAACGUUAAGUAUCUUGUCUUUGCAGUCUAUUCAAUAGAAUAUAGGUUGAAAAGGAUUAGCAAAUGAUUGUAUUCUGUUUUUAUUUACCAUUUACACAAUGUGCCGACUUCACUGGUUUUGGGUUCUGUAGGUCUAAAUUACAUUGUGGGUGGGUAAUAUCCUUCUGAGAAUCAAUGUUCUCUGCAGUGGACAUUGGCGUUCAGCAUACCAGGGCCAUUUUUCAUCUGACUGUGAUGGUACAUCUCUAGCAUAAUGCAAAAGCUAUCUUUUUAUUUGUCCAGUUGACCCUGGGCUUCCGACUUAGUCAAACCCAUUCAUCCAUUUUCUACCGCUUGUCAAACCAUGUACACUAUAUCAUUUUAUAAUAAAUAAAGGAAAUGACUUUUUGUUGGUUUUCAUGUGGACAGAUUCAAACAAAAAUAUCCUGAUAUUCGUAUUUUAAUCCAAAUGGGAAAGAUACGUCUUUUUUUUUUUUUAUUGACAUCCAGCAUCAGACAUUCAUAUCCAUUACAUCAUAGUCACAUAAAUCAUAUAUCUAUUGUCUGCCCUAAAUGUCAAAAUAUUUUUAUUUAUAUCCCACCCAUACCACCCCCAAAAAAGAAAGAAACAUCAAAAAAAACCAAGUAAUAACUACAAAAUAUAAAUAUCGUCUUUUUAUAUGGACAAAAUCAGCGAAAAUGUAUUUAUAUUUGAAUUAUAAACUGAAUGGAAAUUAGCUCAACAAGAUAGUACAAUUAGAUUGUUUUUUUUCACAAAAAUUACUAUCAAUGACCAACUACAUAAUACAAUUUUUUAAAUUAUUUUAAUCAUGUGGACGCAAUUCGGUCAAAAAUACCCAUUUUAAAUGACUAUCAAUGACCGAUGUUAAAUCUAAAAUAUAUAUUCUUUAUGAUAUGGACACAAUUCAAUCGAAAAUACCCUAUUAUUCAUAUUUUUGUUUUUGGACAAAAUUCUAUAAAACACCAUAAUAUUCAUUUUUCAAAUACUUUUAAUUCAUUUAAAAUUUAAAAUAAACUUGACAUUCUAAACAGAAAACAUUUUGAAUUACAUAAUUGAUUCAAUUAUAUAUAUUUUUUUGUCAUUUUGUUAAAUUGAUUAUUUUUUACUCUGAAGAACCCAGCUUGAAAGCAUGUAUUAGUGAGCUGCAC